CGACGGACUCCUGCAGGGCUGAGUCCCCAGCACGUGCGGUGGCACUUUUUCUACAUUCUAUUCUACUUCGCUUGUCUCUUCACGAACAUACACUUGGCAAUUCUUGUAUUCCUCUAUAUCCUUUGAAGAAGGACAUAGUGUUACGAAACAUCUUUUUCGCACUUGAAAGCUCCCGCGCGCGGACGUCAGGGCAUCCUUCUCCGCUUCACCAUGUCUCGCCAUCAUCCGUAAGCUGCUCUCUCAUCCUCCGAUAUAUCCAGCAGAUCAUUAACACGAAACUCCUAGCGACCUCGUCAUGUGCCGCAAGCAGCCCGGAAUCGCCAUCGGCCGCCUCUGCGAUAAAUGCGACGGUAAAUGCCCCGUCUGCGACAGCUACGUCCGCCCCACCACUCUCGUCCGCAUCUGCGACGAGUGCUCCUUCGGCAACUACCAGAACAAGUGCGUUGUGUGCGGCGGUGAGGGUAUCUCCGACGCCUUCUACUGCUUCGAGUGCACGCGUCUGGAGAAGGAUCGGGACGGGUGCCCGAAGAUCAUCAAUCUGGGGAGCUCGCGAACGGAUCUGUUCUAUCAGAAGAAGAAUUUUAGAAAUCAUUAGGGGAAGGGAUGCGGCGCGGUUAUGAGCCAGAUUAUCCUCUUUAGGAAUUAAGAAGCGGCGUGUUUUCGGGCCAGAUCACUCCUAAGGGAGCGAGAGCGCAUAAGAACUUCGACCUGUGCGCCUGGUGGUCUGUCGGAAUCGCCUGACAAUGCGCAGGUCACAAUACGAACCUCGGAGGAGUGUCUAACGGUUAGCUACAAGCUUCGUGGAGGCCCGCAUGGAAGGAGAAGAAGACGAAGAAUACAAGGAGGAGGAAGCUUAGGUUGAAUGAGCCUACGUCACGAUUUCUACGAAGUGAACGGAAAAAUGGGUUUGAGUCUAGAUAUUCGCCAUGUUAGACUAUCGACAGUUGUCUCUCAGUUUAUGGCUGCUUCAUUUCGAGACAAACUACGCUCAGUACAGGAUAUGUUAAAGGGAGCCAUCCCAAUGGAAUUGUUGUACAGAACUCGUAACACCUUGCAAAUG
This is a messenger RNA of Eremomyces bilateralis CBS 781.70, 1060 nucleotides long. Its product is annotated as PHF5-like protein. The transcript has a single exon. Gene Ontology annotation, biological process: mRNA splicing, via spliceosome. Bases 296 to 595 code for a protein of 99 amino acids. Gene Ontology annotation, cellular component: precatalytic spliceosome; U2 snRNP; catalytic step 2 spliceosome. Lineage: Eukaryota; Fungi; Ascomycota; Dothideomycetes; Eremomycetales; Eremomycetaceae. The record is from RefSeq and is a predicted model, not a curated record.